UCCAGCACUUUCAUCCGUAUCUUUACGGACAUAAGUUUCUUCUAGUGACUAAUCACGAGCCACUGCUGGCUCUGAAGAGACUCACUAACUACACUGGUAUGCUUGGGCGUUGGGCGGUACGCCUACAGGAGUACGAUUUCGACAUCGUCCAUCGAAAGACGGAGAGGCACGGGAACGCCGACGGGUUGACACGUUUGCAUCGACCCACUAAGUUCUUCAGCACCACUGGGGUGUAUGCAGCAGCAGAGUUCCGUUUUGCGGCGCAUAGCCGGACACUCGUGUUGGCCGAGGCAUCGGCUUAUCGACGGCUUUCGGCGCUAGGGGUCAGCCACAGGUCUACCGUCGUCGUCUUCAGCGGGGACAUCAACGCGCUGGAUCCUACAAGGCAUACGAUAAUCCAGAAAUCGCUAAGGGAGUGGUGUGAACAACUAGCACAGGAGUGGAGUCGGUGGCUUGCGCGACACAACGACAACCUCAUCGUCACCAACAACGUCGAUGUCGGCGGGCUCCGCACUGAGCAUCGUACCGCGAGAGAGAGCGUGGAGCUGCGAUUCAUCCAGACCUGGAGAACAGAGGUGGAAGGAGAUCUCCUCGGAUUCAUCUUCGGAGCGGUAGAGCCAGGCCACCGGCAGACGAUCGUGUGGGAACUCACGAUCCCAUUUGCGCAGCUGGUCAACGACCUCCCCCUCGACAUCAUAUCGCAGUGUGACGAGAGCCCAGUGCCGCACGUUCUCUCGCGAAGAUUAACGCCGUAUUUGCAGUGGUCAGCCUGCUUGGAGGAUCGAACGGGAGGUGGCAGCUACCCAUUGCGUGCGGAGUACCUGAACCCUCGGGGGAUCAUCGACGUCCUCUUCUUUUCGUCUCGAACAGCGGUGGAGGAGAGAGUUGUGGCAGAAGAAGCGGAGGUGGAGGACGAAAGCGAAGAAGAAACCACGGAGGAGGAAGGAAGCUACAGUAAGUACUGCAAGGAAGAAUCGGGGGCGGAGAGUGAAAAAGAAGAAGAAGAAGAAGAUCAGUUGGAGGAAGAAGAAGGAUCUGAGUGGGAGACUCUGAGAGAGGAGGCGGAUCACGCAGAGUCUCAAGAGGAGGAUCACGAGGCGGCAGCGAGUCAGAGAGAAGAAAUCGCGGCCGGGAAGCAGCCACUGGAGUACGCGAGCGGCGCGGAUCUGCCGAUCCCGAACGACCCGACCAAGGAUCCCGAGCCACCCAAGAACGACAAUGGGGACUCUGCUGUCGAGAAUUCGAGCGCACCGGCACACAGCCAACGGAGCCGAUCCCCCUCCCCAUCCUCCCGUCCCCCAGUUCGAACACGUGUCGAUGUGGGGCAUCGGGCUUCGUCCCCGGUCGUUAUCCCUCCGUCCCCUUGAUUUCCUCACCCUCCGCCAAAUUACCAUC
Messenger RNA from Chara braunii, 1395 nucleotides. NCBI's taxonomy places the organism in Eukaryota, Viridiplantae, Streptophyta, Charophyceae, Charales, Characeae. The record is from the annotation of a GenBank genome assembly.